Maudiozyma saulgeensis is the source of this 789-nucleotide messenger RNA. Lineage: Eukaryota; Fungi; Ascomycota; Saccharomycetes; Saccharomycetales; Saccharomycetaceae. The record is from the annotation of a GenBank genome assembly.
AUGGCUAAUUCUAACGUAUUCUCGCGUGCACUUGCUAUCACCGGUAUUGCCACUGUCAUGUCAGUGGCUGGUUAUGCUAUUUAUUUUGAUUAUCAAAGGAGAAAUAAUACUGAAUUUAGAAAGUCCUUGAAGAAGAAAUUAAGAAAACAAAAGAAAGAAGAACAAGAUAAGAAAGAAGAAGCUAAACAAACUAAAUUACAAGAUAUUAGGGAGUUUUUAAAAGAUGAAUUAACGAGAAAUCCAAUUCCAACAGAUCCAACUCAAAUUCAAAACGUUUUCAGUAAUAAUGUUGAAUUAGGUGAACAUUUAUCUAUGACACCAGGCAAUGAAAUGGAAGCUGCUACUAAAUUUUAUAAAGCUUUAGCAGUAUAUCCAAAACCAACGGAUUUACUUGGCAUAUAUCAAAGAACUAUUCCUGAAAAUAUUUAUGAAAUUAUUGUAUUGAUGAUUGCUGUCAUGCCUCCAACUAAUAUUACUGAUUUUAUUUCUGGUGGUAUGGAUGGUGCUGAUGCAUUAGGUAUUGAUGAAGAUGAAGACGAACCACUAAUCUCUGAAAUUAUUGAGGAAGAAGAAGACGAAGAUGAGGAGGAGGCUGAAGGUGAAGGUGAAGGUAUUAUUAACACUGAAGAUAAUGCAGAUGCACCAGUUGCAGAAGAAACUAUGGAUGCUGAAAUUGAGAUAAUUAAUGAUGCUUCUCAAGAUACUGCAGAAUUAGCUGACAGAAUUAUAGAAGAAUUUGCUCAGGAGGUUGCUGCUGAUGAAGAAAAGGAAGAAGAAGCUGAUAACUGA